Molecule: messenger RNA, 711 nt
Organism: Aspergillus oryzae RIB40
Lineage: Eukaryota; Fungi; Ascomycota; Eurotiomycetes; Eurotiales; Aspergillaceae
Product: putative L-cystine transporter
Biological process (GO): L-cystine transport
Cellular component (GO): vacuolar membrane; fungal-type vacuole
Molecular function (GO): L-cystine transmembrane transporter activity
Source: RefSeq, a predicted model, not a curated record
AUGCUUUGGGAUAUGUGUGCUAUACUGGCCGCCUUCCUAUACUCUCCAGUGAUUCGUCAUCAAUAUGCUGCUCGUCAUCCCGGGUCUGAAGGGUCUACCGUGCGAUUUAAUGACUUUGCUUUUGCGGUCCACGCUAUUAUCCUCAGUAUCUUAACGUACACGCAGUUUUGGCCCACGGUCUGGGGAUUUAAGGUUUCGCGCUUCCAACGAGUUAGUAAGCCGGUCGCAGGGUUGUUCUGGGGCUCUAUCGCGGCCAUUGCUAUUUUAAUCUUUAUCGUCCUUGGUCAAAGCCCCGAUGGGGGCUAUGACCCAUCCACCUGGGGAUGGAUCGACGUGGUAUACGGUCUAUCCUACGUAAAACUACUGGUCACCAUCACCAAGUAUGUACCGCAGGCUUGGGUAAACUAUAAGCGCAAAUCCACCCAAGGUUGGCAUAUUGGUCAAAUCUUGUUGGAUCUAGUUGGCGGUGUCUUGUCCUUGAUCCAAUUGUUUCUCGACUCGAGUUUCGAGGAGGAUUGGAGCGGCAUCACGGGAAACCCUAUAAAGUUCCUGCUGUCGAACGUUUCGAUCCUUUUUGAUUUUCUCUUCAUGAUCCAGCAUUACAUUCUCUAUAGGGGUGCAGAUGAGAAAGUAGCCAAGCAUCAGGACCCAGACGUUACCACCCCUUUGUUGACCGAGUCCAACGGCGCACGGAGGACGGAAGAUGUCUGA